AUGUUUCUCCAAUUGCGGUUUUGGACGCUUGCCUUAAACAGUAAGCACUUAAGGUCCGGACAUGGUGCGCUCUCAGCUGAUUACGUUCGCGGCGUUCAGUACUCAGCGACUCAGCGACUCAGCCAUAUAUAUACAAUUUUCCGGUCGGAGCUGAGAGAGUCCAAUGUUGAGCUUGGCUUCUCAAAGUCAAAGCAUCAGGAGUUCUGCCAUGAAGCAACGACACUUGCUCUGCAGAUCUCUUGCAUGGGCCACCCCAACAACGCCUGGAGCCUGCAGGUCUGGCAGAUCAUAGAUCUCAUCAACUGA
Durusdinium trenchii is the source of this 306-nucleotide messenger RNA. NCBI's taxonomy places the organism in Eukaryota, Dinophyceae, Suessiales, Symbiodiniaceae. The record is from the annotation of a GenBank genome assembly.